Phyllopteryx taeniolatus (common seadragon) is the source of this 7328-nucleotide messenger RNA. It is a transcript of the gene relb, whose product is annotated as v-rel avian reticuloendotheliosis viral oncogene homolog B. Lineage: Eukaryota; Metazoa; Chordata; Actinopteri; Syngnathiformes; Syngnathidae. Gene Ontology annotation, cellular component: cytoplasm. Gene Ontology annotation, molecular function: RNA polymerase II cis-regulatory region sequence-specific DNA binding; DNA-binding transcription factor activity, RNA polymerase II-specific. Gene Ontology annotation, biological process: cellular response to stress; non-canonical NF-kappaB signal transduction; innate immune response. The record is from RefSeq and is a predicted model, not a curated record. The coding region runs from base 371 to 2125 and encodes 584 amino acids. The transcript has 11 exons.
UCGCUGUCGUCCUCGUUCGUUUAUGGCUCACCGCCUUCACUUCGGCGACUGUACUGUGUUUUGGCCGAGACCGUCGAAUAGUUGGACGAUGAGCCAAGUGACGUUUGGGGAUUUCCAGCGGCGCGAGCAGCCAAUCAGCGGCUGCGGCAACGCCGAAAGUGCGGCAAACCGCCUCUCUCGACUCGGGGCACUUUUCGUCACACCGUCAUCGCUGUGGCUCCCCUCACAUGGCUUUGGAGGCGUUCGUGGACACCUGAAGACUUUUUGACUCGCGCGGCGGAAGGCUAAAGUUUAAAAAAAAAAAAAAAUUUAAUAAAUAGAUUAAAACCACCUCUAGUGGCUGUUUGGAUGUGCUGUCCCGCUUCGAGACAUGGACGUUUUUCGCCGUACUCCCGAGAGAGAACUGUCUGACUUCGACCUCAUCCAGGAGAUCAUUACAGAGGACCACACAGGCGUGUCCCUCCCCAGGCCACCACCUGCGCCUGCUGAGCUCCGGGGCCAGAAUCACAGGAUGCACCAGCUUUGCUCCUCCUCCUCCUCCUGCUCGUCACCAUCUCAGCCGGUGCUGGUGGCGAGAGGCACCGCGUGUCAGUCAAGCUGCACCUUCAACCCGCCUCUGCAGCAGCUCUGCUCCCCCCGGGAAAUGGCUCAACACCUGCUCAUCCAUCCUCAAGCCGGCUCCUCCCGCUGUGGUCGAGGCCCCCCGUGCCCGCUGGCCGCCAAGCCCCCCAGUACCACCGCCGUCUCCUCUAAGGGCCGGUGCGGGGUAGAGAUGCUGGAGCGUAAUCUGGAGAAGCCCAAACUGGCGGUGGUGGAGCAGCCCAAAGAGCGAGGCAUGAGGUUUCGCUAUGAGUGCGAGGGCCGCUCGGCCGGCAGCAUCCUGGGCGAGUCAGGGAGCGAAAGCAACAAGACUCAGCCUGCCGUUGAGAUUCACGGUUCCAUCGAGCGCUUGAAGAAGGUGACCGUCACCGUUUCCCUUGUGACCAAAGACCCCCCACACCGGCCGCACCCCCACUGCCUGGUGGGAAAAGACUGCCCGAACGGAUCGGGUAUCUGCGUGGUGACGCUGAACCCUCACAGCAACCGACGCCACAGCUUUGCCAACCUGGGCAUCCAGUGUGUUCGGAGGAAAGAACUUGACGUCUCACUGCAGAAGAGAAGGAGCCAGAAUAUUGACCCCUUUCAAACUGGUCACUCGAAGGGCAUCGAGGACAUGGACAUGAACGCCGUGCGUCUGUGUUUCCAGUGUGAGCUCGAGUGGGACGACGGCACGACGGACAGUCUCAGUCCUGUGGUGUCCAACCCUAUCUAUGACAAGAAGGCGACCACGACAUCCCAGUUAAAAAUCAGCCAGCUGAACCAGUACACAGGAGCCUGCACUGGCAAGACGGAGAUCUACAUGUUGUGUGACAAAGUGCAGAAAGAUGACAUCGAGAUCAUCUUCCGGCGCGGCUCGUGGAAGGCAAACGGCGAGUUCGCCCAGACGGACGUCCACCGGCAGAUCGCCAUCGUGUUCAAAACGCCACCGUACCAGGACCAGGACAUCGCAGAAGAAGUGGACGUCAGUGUCACCCUGCGCCGGCUCUCCGACCAGAUGGAGAGCGAGCCGGUAACCUUUACGUACCUGCCGUAUAAUCCAGAUCCGUAUGAGGUGAAGCGGAAAAGAAAGAUGAAAUCAGACAUGAACUUCCAAGAGAAAGCCAACGUGACAGCCGAGUGCGCGGCGUCACCGGAACAGUCCUUCCGUUUCCCUCACGCCAUGAUGUCGCCGUGCUCGGGCCAGCCGGGGCCCGCCCCUUUGGGGGAGAUGUGCUAUGCCGAGCCGCUGGACGCAAACAUGGACAGUGAGGAUAUGGCCCUCAUCAGCCAGCUGCUGGAGCUGCCCGGCGUGAUGGACAUGUUCUCGGACCCCGCCGUCGUCUCGGCCAUGCCCGACGCCGGCCAGGCGCCCUUCGCCAACACGGACGCCAACCCCAACCAGAACUUCGGUCUGUACACGCAGGACUUCUCCCACUACGCCGACUUGCAGUUCAACAUGCUGGUCAACGAGAACCGGAACAUGCAGACUGAGCCGAAGGCCAGCCUGUCCAACGCGGUCCACGUGAAGAUCGAAGAUGACCUAUGAGGGCACGAAACCCCGGCAAAUAGUCUGGACCACAGUCAUCUGUUAAACACCAACGCCACACUUUCCAUUUCGUGUCAGGUAACAAUAAACAAUGAGGGGCGAGUGACCCGACAUACGAGAUUUUCAAGAUAUGAGCCGUCAUUCGGUCGAUUGUGUGCUUUGACUUGUGAGCGCACACUUGAGAUACUAGCGCGUAUGGUGGCAGUUAACUCAACUGAACUCACUUCUCAACAAGCAGCAGUUCGGCAGAUAGAAAACAAUUCUUCUGUUUAUUGCCACUGCCAAACUAAACAUAAAACAAUAAGAAUUACACAUAGUGUCUCUAAAACAACAUUGCUCUCCCUUUGGAGAGUCAGCUUAGUUUAAUGCUAACAAUGCAGAACACCAUUGGCGUGCUAAUGGUCAGCAUCGACAGUUGCGGUUUUAGAAGCAAAUUCAAUUUGAACACAAAUGGUGGAGCAACACGUUUAGACAGAUAUAACAAUACUCGGAGCCAUAAUAUUCUUUAUCCUCCACUAUGAAAAAUGACCAAUAUUACAGCAUAUUACUGAUUCACUUACAGUAGUAGUAGUAGUAGUAGUAGAAGAAGUCUGUUCUUUGUUUGUGUCUGCAUGACUGUACUGUAUUACAUUGCCUCCCGGUGUCCAAGGCGGCUACACCAGGAGGAACAGCACAAUGAAUUGGAUUGCAGCAUAAAAUCAUGAUGCACGAAUUGUUUAAUUCUUUGCAUUCUAUUUAAUUAUUACUGUAUCUUUUUAGAAAUUACAAUAUUAUAAAGUGCUAUUUUUCCUCAUCGAGAAACAAACAUAUUUUUGGGGUGGAGGCUGGGACGGGUUAAUGGCAUUUUUACAGUAUUCGUUUCAGUGGGAAAAGGUGACUUGAGAUAAGAGUGUGUGGCAUUACGAGUGUGCUCACAGAAUAAAUUAAACUCAUAUCUCAAGGCACCGCUGUAUAACAUUAAGUAAAUGAAUUAGUAAUCGGUUAGUAAAGACUUGUUUAUGCUAGGUCACGCAUACAUUUAAAAAUUAAAAGCCUCAUUCCAACAUUGUCCAAAUUUUUGAAAAGGCAUUUUUUUUUCCCCCCCCCCAACAUUUUGAAUAUUCUCAUUCAUCCAGGUCAUAUCAAUCUCAGGGCAUUGAAUCCGGUUCCGGUUGUCUUGGAAGACGUUUCACCUCUCAUCCGAGCAGACUUCAUCAGUUCUUGCAACAAGGCUUAGUUAGGAUGUACUAGCCAGUGUUUGUGUGGAAACCUCAACUAUUUGUGCUCCAAUUUACAGCCAUGCUCCACACCACUUAUGGAAUAAUUCUUUUGGAAUGCAAAAACGGGGGAGAGUUUUAAAGCCGCCUGGCCGAGAGGCCGUUGUCAGUCCACCAGAGUCGUUGGAUGAAAACUCCCUCAUUGUUAUUCCAUUCAGUUGUAAAGUGGUUGUGAGCUAUCUUAACGGUCAAGGAGGCCUUACUGUUCGUUGGAGGCAGAAUUAUUGAGUUUAUUUAGAAUAGACGAAAGACCGGCAUUGGAAAGACUUCUUUAUACUCGCGCGGGCGGCGACCGCGCUGACGUCACUGCGGCAAGGGGCACGCUGAGUAUGUCAUCACAGCAUGUGACUAAAACGGACCAAUCACGAGAGAUGAUCUCCGCGGCAUUUUUGCCAUGCGCGCGCCAAUGCGUCGGUCACGUGAUGCAAUGCGGCCGUGAGUCUUGAACUGAGGAGUUUGCAGGUCUGUUGUGUGCCAUGCGUCUGCUCAGUGGUUGCUUGGUUGGUUUCCCCAAUGUAUAAAACCAAUGUAUUCCUCCCUACACUUGACCGCGUAAACCAGAUUGCUUUUCUGCGUGUGUGGUGUCUGGUCUUUGGGGUGUACCAGCCUUUGUCUCAGGGUGUUAUCAGGCUUAAGUGUACUGGAAUGUUGUGUUGGUUGCAAAUCCUUCUGAGUUUCUCAGACAGAUCUGAUACAUCUGGAAUGACAAUAUUGUUCAUACAUUCGCUGUUUUGAACUCAAAAUAGGCCAUUUUACGUGAAUCGUAUAGAUCCGAUGAGUUUUUCCUGGGGAGGUCGCUGUCCUCAUAGGCUGUUUCGUACUCCUUGAAUGCUGGCAGCUAGCGGUAACCGUUCUUUUACUCCGUUACAAUGACCUACAUUUCGCUUGCUGCUUUUAUUAAUCAAUUAUUGCUUAUUUAUCAACUAUUUCGUCCGCAAGACUACAACUUCGACUUCCGCAUUGGACGCUGUUUGCGCCAUCUAAUUUAAGCGCUAGUGACGUUUAAGUCCAGUUCAUCAAUCAAACGACAAAAGAAAGUCACAUGACCUCACACAACGUCUUCUAUUGGGCUUCCCUGGCAUGGGUAUUAACACUAGAUAAGGCUGAUCGUCGUGCCUAAAUCCCCACCAUUUUGGGAAGGUCGUCGUUGCCAUGAAGGCAACGGCGCGCUCCUCUUGUUUACAUUUAGACGAACAAAAACAACAGCUUGCAUGUAUUGUAGUAUUUGUCUGGCACUGUCUGCCCAAACGUGGAUAUUUCAGCUCACUUAUAACUUGAGAAAACACAGUGCAGUAAAUUGCAAAUGUUUUUAUUUUACAUACAUAUUUUUUUGUUAUUGUUUGUGCUAUUUACUCAGUACUUGAGUAAUUAUUUCACUGCGUACGUUUUACUCCCAUUCAAGUAUUUUUUUGGAGGACUACUUUUUCCUUUUAUUUGAGUGACACUAUUGUCAAGUCACAGUACUCUUACUUGAGUACAAUAUUUGGCUACUCUACGCACCUCUGGAGCAGACAUUCUCUAUUGCUACUCUUACGUUUAAGCAAAAUUUUUGCUCAUCAGAUCAGCCAGUGUCGCAUUUGUUGCACUGGUUUUUUGUAUUUUCGAGUUGAGGUGCUGCGGGUCGUGGCCCUGGUCGCGGUCCCAGCGGAACCGUGAAGCACACGUAACAUCGGCGACAGGAGUUGAUCCGCUAGUACAUUUUGUAUUAAUUUGGAAACGCGCCUACAAUCUUUUCUAAUUAGUUUACGGAUGUUAAUGUUAAAUGUAUUAAGCGACAGAGCAAUGUUAGGGAUUAUGUCACAACACAGAAUGAACUAUUCAAUUCAGAAAUGGCCAAUACAAGCAAAAAAAUAUUGGACUUAAUAUUUUCCUGGAGGAUGCAUUUGGGAUUAGCCUUUGAAGUUGGUAAUAGUGAAAAAUGAGGUGAAACAAACAAUGAUUUUAGUCAAUUAUUUUCCAGAAUGAGAGUGCUUAAAGAGGGGGAUGCUAUUCGUGUGGCACAGCUUGAAGCAGGCAUCAGGUGCAGGUGGAGAUGGUCCUGACUCAAAUUGGAGGCCAAAACAAAAAAAGCAAAGAAAUGAGGCAAAUUAAAUUUGAAUCUUAAAUUUGUACAUCAACAUGUAGAAAAUGUUUAGAUUUUGUCUUAUUGUACUCUUCAGAGUCUUCCAGAUUUCUUAAUUUAAGUUAAAAUCAAAAAGAUUAUCUGCGGGGGCCCGAGGGAUCCCCCCCAGACCCCCCUUGCGAUGUUGUUUUUUUGUCACCUUUUUCAUGCCUUUGGUGUUUGCAUGUCUGAUUGUUGUGUCCGUCACUCUUUUCUUUCUCAUCCACCUUGCUCCUGUCCCUUCUGCAAUUGGAUGUACUUUUCACAAAUGACCAGCCAGCGUAACCACAGCCUCUCGGCCAGGCGGCUUAAUGGCUCUCCCCCUUUUUUGCAUUCCAAAAUAAUGACUCCAUACGUGGUGAGGGCAUGCCAAUAAGUUGGAGCAUUAAUAGUUGAGUUUUCCACACAAACACUGGCUAGUGCGUCCUGACUAAGCCUUGUUGCAUGAACUGAUGAUGCCUGCUCGGAAGAGAGGCGAAACGUCUUCUAAGGCAAACGGAACAGUGCAGUUGCGAUCGAUUCAACUAUACCGGAUUGGAGUCAAAAGUCACUGGUAGUUCCGUCAGAUUGGUGAUUGUUAUGUAACAGCGCUGUGGCGUCGCUGACCUUAUUUAAGGUUUCAGCACCCCUAAAACCUACUCAAGAUAUGUUCGCCUAACAUUCUGCACCAUUAAUGCAUUAGUUUAGUUUCGAGCUUAAACUACUUUAUAAUGAAUCCAGCUAAUUGUUACAUUCACACUUUUUUUUUUAUUUUUUUAUUAAGUAACAAUCUAGAACAUAAAGUAGUAAUCAAAUGAAGGGUACUUGUUUAUAGUCGUCUAAGAUUCCAAGGCUCAUUCCCAGACCCUGGUUCAUGUAGCUGACCUGCUUAUUGAUCCAAGAAAGAGUCUGUACCAUAGUCACACCAGAAACCAGUUACCCUUCACAUUUUCCAAUUUUUAUGAAGUAAUAAUAUAGAAAAGGACUUAUUUACAUGAAGCCAAACUAGCAUUUUCUCCAGAAUGAAGCCCUUUCCCCGGAUCCUGGUCUGAUCCAGGAAAUAGCCUGUACCGCAGUCACACCACACUCAGCUUCAUUCACACUUUCCAUUUCGUAUCAGGUAACAAUUGACUGCAAAACAUGUUACAUUAAGUAGUAUUCAGUUAGUGAGGACUUUUUUAUGCUAGGCCAUGCGUUCAGUUUUCCCUAAAUAAAAGCCUCGGUCCCAAAUCCCAUCACUGAAAAUGCAUUUUCCUCAGCAUUUUGCACCAUUUAAAGCAUUUAUUUCCUAUCUUAAGAUGCCUUCUACUGAAUCCAGGAAGGAGACAACAAUCAGCUAAUUGUUACAUUCACAUUUCUCAUUUUGUAUGAAGUAACAAUAUUGAACAAUAUUAAAUAGUACUCAAAGGAAGGGGACUUGUUUUUGUACUAAAGUCUAAUUCUGUGAUUUAGCCAAAUCUAAAUGAAAAGUCCUUUUCCCCCCAAAAGUUGAUUCUAUAGCGUAUGAUGCAUUGAUUUAGUACAUAUAACUUAAACCGCCCGCUAAUUCAUCCUGAAGGCCUUGCUGGUCAUGGCUUUAAUGAAACGGAGCCGGUCAGCAUUGCCAAAUAUUUGUCUGUGUAUAUCAUGUAUAGUGCUCAUUUUAUUGAUGUUUGUUCAGUCCAUAAAUUUGUCAUAUGCCCAAUUUGUACAUAUGCCUGAAAGAUUCGGAACUGUGGUGUCAUCAUUAUUGAUUAAUGGGAGAUUUUGAAUUCCACUCUUGAAAUGAACUGUAGUGUUAGUGCACAAAAGCAAACGUGUCAAACAUUCCAAUGUAAACACUGUGACGAUGGGAACAAUAAAACUUGCCAAAAUAUGUCCCAAGGAA